AUGGAAGACUCCGAUGAUGAAUACGUCGCGCCACAAUCUCGUCCAGGCACCGUAGAUGUAGAGCUGGACGUUGUGCUGGCAGGAUCGGAAGAUGGAAUGGCUCGUCGUACCAGAGCUACUGCGACACCUUCAGCACCUCCAGGAGGUAGAAGUGGGGCUAUCAGUGAUUUGAAAAGUGCCAAUGGUGGGUAUGCAUGGGAAGAUGAAUACCAGAGGUCUUGGGAUGUGGUCAAGGACGAUGACAGGGAUGGUGGUCGAUCUCUUGAUGCCAUCAUUCAAACAAUGAUCGAUAAUCGGAAAAAGAAGAUUAUGAAAAACUCAUCCACACCAUUCCAAAGAGGUAUUAUUAGAACAGUGGUAGUUGUCAUCGAUGGUUCCCUGACGAUGCUGGAAAAGGACUUACGUCCAACUCGGUUUGGGAUGAUGUUGGCCCUCUUGGCGGACUUUGUGGUUGAAUUUUUCGAUCAAAACCCAAUCUCCCAAAUGGGAAUAGUCAUGAUGAGAAAUGGGGUUGCAUACCUUGUUAGUGAGGUCAAUGGACUGCCCCAAACACAUUUGGAGAAGAUCAGACAACUUCGAGCUCGUCAACAUAACCGGUACGAACCCAAAGGUGACCCUUCGCUACAAAAUGCAUUGGAAAUGUCUCGACUGUUACUCAAAGUAAGUUUUGGUCAAAAUAAUCGAAAUUCGAAAGAAAUUUUGGUCAUUUUGGGUGCAUUGUUUACCUCUGAUCCAGGAGAUAUCCACAAAACGAUCAAUAGUUUGGUCAAAGAUGAAAUCAAAGUCAGAGUGAUUGGACUCUCGGCACAAGUGGCCAUCUGUCAAGAAUUGGUCAAUCGUACAAAUCACACUCAAACGGUGAAGACAGUAGCCCCUGCAGGUACCGGUGGCAACUAUGGUAUUAUCAUGAACGAGGCACAUUUUAGAGAAUUGCUCUUGGAUUGUGUGGUUCCAUUACCCGUAGCAGAAACAGAAUCAUUGGCCAGUACCGAAGGUACGGAGUCUAAAGGUGUCCCACUUAUUAAAAUGGGAUUCCCGCUGAAAAUACGACCAACCCCAGUAACUAUGGGGCUCCCACAACUUUUCGCUUCAUCAGUGGAAGACUCUGAGGAUCGAACUGAAGGUGCUUCAAAUAAUUUGUCUGGGUCGGGAGUUGGUGGUGUAGGAGGAAACUCUGGGGGUUCCAAUGCUGCUGCUGCUAAUGGCAUUGCUCUCGGUAGUCAGAAUGGUGCACCAGCUGCCACCGGGUAUCAAUGUCCUCAAUGUUCCAAUAAAGUUGCUCACCUCCCUACGGUUUGUCCCAUCUGUGGCUUGAUGCUUAUCUUAUCAACCCAUUUGGCCCGUUCGUACCAUCAUCUUGUUCCUCUCAUUGAUUUCAAAGAAGUACCAGUAGCUGAAUCGUAUCCAAGUACAUGCUGCUACGGUUGCUUGCUCCGAUUCCCUGAAGGUUGUAAGGGAAAGAAAGCAGGAAGUUUGGAACUACUCACAAGUUCACGGUACCGUUGUAAGAAGUGCCAAAGUGAUUUUUGCAUAGAUUGUGAUGUUUUCAUCCACGAAACCCUUCAUAAUUGUCCUGGUUGUGAAAAUAUAAAGUACAGACAAGCAUAG
Molecule: messenger RNA, 1608 nt
Organism: [Candida] anglica
Lineage: Eukaryota; Fungi; Ascomycota; Pichiomycetes; Serinales; Debaryomycetaceae
Source: the annotation of a GenBank genome assembly